Papilio machaon (common yellow swallowtail) is the source of this 1415-nucleotide messenger RNA. It is a transcript of the gene Zmynd10, whose product is annotated as zinc finger MYND domain-containing protein 10. NCBI's taxonomy places the organism in Eukaryota, Metazoa, Arthropoda, Insecta, Lepidoptera, Papilionidae. The transcript has 10 exons. Gene Ontology annotation, cellular component: centriolar satellite; cytoplasm. Gene Ontology annotation, biological process: inner dynein arm assembly; outer dynein arm assembly; motile cilium assembly. Bases 1 to 1371 code for a protein of 456 amino acids. The record is from RefSeq and is a predicted model, not a curated record.
AUGGCUGAAAACGCUCAGCUAAGUGCUUUGGAGGUCGGCGAAUUGGAUUUAUUUGUAGACAGCAUGGAACCUUCCGAAAUCGAAAAUAUUGGAAAUUCGGCCUGGAUUGACUGGCAUACAAGGUUGCAGAAAUUAAACCAGCAAGCUGUAUUGGAAGCGUCAUCUAUGAUGGAAGAAGCUACGAAAGAGACACUAAUUUCCCAUGGCAAGUUACCUGUACUUGUUCACGAGGCCAUUUGUAUCCAAGUUUGGCGGUUAAAGAUAUACCCACAAAUGAUGAAACUGGAACCAGCACCAGCUAGUACAUUCGGAAUAUACAUGGUGUUGUAUCACGAGGCAGCAGCAGUUGGCCUUUUGGAGACCGUCCUAUUUCACGAAGACGGAGUCCAAUGUAUCAGCGAUGUUAUUAUUGAUCUACUUCAGUACGCUACAGAACAACUUACUUCAUUAAUAGCACUUCUCAACGACGGUUACUUAAAGCCAUUGUCGGGUCAGGAAAUGGACAGUGAAACUGUGAUAGAAGAGCUUGAGAGGCAGAAAAGAGAUCUGCAGUUCGAUAUAAGUAUGCGAUGCAUCUCUAUUGUUAGGUAUCUGGCGGAGCAUAUGGAGGCAGCAGGCUCGGGUGUGUCCAUUGCAACCAAUCUGUACAAAACCAACGACGUACCUUCAAUUCUAUGUCAUUUACUACAACUGGAACCCUGGAAGAAGGUCAACGACAAAGGCGAUCUGCAAAUAUUUAAUUAUGGGCGUUGGUCGAAGCCAAGUGUUGAUGACUUAUCUCAAAUGCAUCGAAGCGAAGCACAGCUCUGGCUGUGCCUGCGACAACUACUUCUGGAACCUCGACUACGACAUUUCUACGUCAUCGAUGAGGUCCGACGCACGGCAUUUUGUCGCUUGCAAGGUAAAAUGACGGAAGAAAAGAUAGAUCAAAUACCACCAUUAGGGGAACUGAAAACAUUCCUUUGCCAAAUGGCAAUGGGUGACUAUUCCAGCUUGCAUAAUCGCGGGAACGGUGUAAAAGCUCCUGGCUGUACGGUCAUCGAAGUUGUGCCACAGAUAAAAAAUGCUUACCUACGUCAAGUGCACAAGAGGAAGAAGACGCUUGCGGCCAAUCAAUUGAAAAACUGUUUUGUCGAUGGUUCUGAUGAAUCGCGUCGUAUGGCCAAAAAACUAUUGGAAUCUUACACCAGCGAUGCGGCUCUAGCGCUGGACAGUGGCGGCGCAAAGUGCGCUAAAUGCGGAGAUAAAGCUAACAAGAAAUGUUCACGAUGCAAGUCUGAAUGGUAUUGUGGAAGAGAAUGCCAAGUGCAGCAAUGGGCGAAACAUAAGGAUAUUUGCGAUCAGUUUGCCAAACUUCAUGUAUCUGUUUAAUUUUUUUUUUUAAUAAAUAAGCUUGACACGAGAUUUGGUUUAAC